AUGCAGCGGGAGCGGGACUGGAAAGGGGGAGGGUCAAGCUCCCACGAAGGCUCCCUGGAGGAGGCAGUGCAAGCCGAGACCUUAAAGGCGAUGAGAUUCUGGCUUGUCUACAGAAUGGGAACUCAAGCCCUGUCCAUCCUGAAGAGGGCGCCCCGGAAGCGCCCAGGCCGCGUUGCCUUCGAUGGCAUCACCGUCUUCUACUUUCCUCGGUGUCAGGGCUUCACCAGCGUGCCCAGCCGCGGUGGCUGCACUCUGGGUAUGGCCCCCCGCCACAGCGCCUGCCGCCGCUUCUCCUUGGCCGAGUUUGCACAGGAGCAAGCCCGGGCUCGGCGGGAGAAACUGCGCCUGCGCUUGAAGGAGGAGAAGCUGGAAGCCCUGCGCUGGAAGCUCACGGAGGCUGGCGUACCCGAGACGGAGGCUGGCCUGCCACUCACAGUGGACGCGAUCGAUGAUGCCUCCGUGGAGGAGGACUUGGCUGUGGCCGUGGCCGGUGGCCGGUUGGAGGAAAUGACCUUCCUACAGCCCUAUCCGGCCCGGCGCCGGCGGGCUCUGCUGCGGGCUGCCGGAGUGCGGAGGAUCGAUCGCGAGGAGAAGCGGGAGCUGCAGGCCGUGCGCCAGUCCCGCGAGGACUGUGGCUGUCGCUGUGACCGGGUCUGUGACCCCGAGACCUGCAGCUGCAGCCUGGCGGGCAUCAAGUGCCAGAUGGACCACACCGCGUUCCCCUGCGGCUGCUGCCGGGAGGGCUGUGCGAACCCCAAGGGCCGCGUGGAAUUUAAUCAGGCGCGGGUGCAGACCCAUUUCAUCCACACGCUCACCCGCCUGCAGCUGGAGCAGGGGGCUGAGAGCCUGGGGGAGCUGGAGGCUCCCGCUCAGGGCGGCCCGGCCAGCCCCGGUGAGCAGGCGCUGGCUCCCACUUUCCCGCCGGCCAAGCCCCCCGCGAGCAGUGAGCUGGGAGAUGACAGCUGUAGCAGUGACAUGACCGACUCCUCCACAGCUUCAGGCACAAGCGAGACCCCCAGCGGCCCCACCUGCCCAGCCCUGCCCGGCCCUGGCUUCCAGCCUGACAUGGAUGAUGACAGCCUGGCCCGGGUCCUGAGUUUCAGUGACUCGGACCUGGGAGGAGAGGAGGAGGAGGAGGAGGAAGGGGGAGUGGGAACCCUUGACAACCUCAGCUGCUUCCACCCAGCUGACAUCUUUGGGACUGGUGACCCCGGUGGCCCAGCCAGCUGGACCCACAGCUAUUCCAGCUCCAGCCUCACGUCAGGCAUCCUGGAUGAAAAUGCCAACCUGGAUGCCAGCUUCUUCCUAAACGGUGGCCUUGAAGGGUUGGGAGAAGGCAGCCUCCCGGGCACCUCGGUGCCGUCCGGCUCGGACGCUGGCCAGAGCAACUCCGUGGACCUCAGCUUGUCUUCCUGCGACUCCUUCGAGCUGCUCCAGGCCCUGCCAGACUACAGUCUGGGGCCCCACUACACCUCCCGGAAGGUGUCCGACAGCCUGGACAACCUCGAGGCACCCUACUUCCCCUUGCCUGCCUUCUCUCCGCCUGGGGACGCGGGCUCUUGCUUCCUGGAGUCUGUCAUGGGCUUGCCUGACUCAGCCGCCGAGGCCCUGGCUCCCUUCAUAGACAGCCAGUUGCUUGAGGACACCGCCCCAGCGUCUCUGGUGGAGCCUGUGCCCGUGUAAGGCCCCGGGGCACCUUGUCACGGCCCCAAGAGCCCUGUUGCUGCUUUGUUGUAAUUUGGGGGCUCCCUGAGGCCUGUAGGUAAGGGUCUCCCGUUGGCUGGCUCGCCCGUGCGGGCACUCCUGAUUUUUGUGCAACACUCUGGAUUGAUUUAUUUAUUUUUGUAAGUUUCUGUGCCGAAGAGAGGGCGGGGAGGGGGCCUUCCCUUUCCGCCACCCUGCUCCCCCGCCCCCCAAGCCCACACAGUCUCUCCUUCCACUUCCACGGUGUGCGUGCCAGGGACAGGAGGACGUAAGCCUUCCCUGGAGCUUCGCAGACCCCUUUUCGGUCUCAGAUGAUGUUCCUUAGCCCAAAGACAGCAAGACAGGGCAGCAAUCAGCCACUUCUUACGGCUUCUCCUGCCAUCCUGAGCCCCAGACCCAUGGGUGGCUGCGUUCUCUGGACUGUAAAGACUAUAAUUUAUUUCCAUAAUUUAUUUGGAGACUAGGAGGUGUAGGCCUCUCCCCCCCGGCUGGCGGGCAAUGCUGGGGUUGGGGUGGGACAGAGACCCCCGUGAGUCCCUUUUGCCUUGUAGUACUAUAUUCCUGCCCUUCCUGGGCUUUGGUAUAAACCAGGUGUGGAUUUGGGCCCUGUGGUCUGCUGUGGCAGCUGCCUGGCCCCGGGUGG
Messenger RNA from Puma concolor (puma), 2347 nucleotides. The record is from RefSeq and is a predicted model, not a curated record. NCBI's taxonomy places the organism in Eukaryota, Metazoa, Chordata, Mammalia, Carnivora, Felidae.